UGUCAGUUUUGGAGAGCAGUGGGGUUCGCGGAAUGAGGAGCAGGUAAACAAGAGAAUCUCUGGCCACGGUAGAUUAGCCAACGAAUCGGGUGGCCAGCAGGAUGAUCCGACCCUUCGUCACGCUGCUCUACUUCCUGCUGACCAGUUCGUCCAUCGUAUUCACGGCUUGCGUCAAUAAUGUCACGGGCACCACUCCGCCGGGAUCCGGACCGAGUACGUCGCUGACCAGCGGGCACAUCCACCGCACGGCGGCGGCCAUCGAAAGGGUGAACCUGCUCUGGUGCUACGCCUGCCACACGAUGGACGACGGAGAGGCCUGCGUGGAUGUCGCGGUCCGCAAUGACACCGCUCUGAUGAAGAAGUGCCACGGCGAAGAGUUCAUCUGCAUGGUCAAGCGGUUCUCCUACACCACCAGCACGGAAAACUCCACCAGCUCGCCAAAGAUGUGGUCCUUGGACCGGAGAUGCACUGCCAACUGCGAGCCCGGCUGCAUCAUAAUCGGCGAGCGGACCAAGCUCUACGCCUGCACGUCCUGCUGCGAGGAGUCCUUUUGCAAUACGGGUCGAGGCGCUGCCUCCGGGAUUUUCCACCGCGAGGACACGGGCAUCGGCACACGGCUCUUUUGGCUGGCCGCCCCCUUUCUGGUCAACAUGUCGUUGGUUCUGUACAAACGGCACGCCGGCCACGUUCUACUCAAGCUGCAAUAGUCCUGCUAUGGGUCAACUCACUGAAUUUACGGGCACUCAACGCUCCCCCCGGGAUGCCACACACUCAACUCCACUCAAUGCCAAAUCCUAGCUAAUUUUAGAUCUAUGUCUUCUGUAAUGUAGAUAGGCCACCAUGUUGCCGUGUGAUAAUAAAAGCUGGCCUCACACAACCAACAAAAACGAGAAACACAUAUUUUGCCUCUUGUUUCAGUAGGCUAGUUAUAAUAAAUCAUAAUAUUUUA
This is a messenger RNA of Drosophila ficusphila, 949 nucleotides long. RefSeq lists its product as uncharacterized. NCBI's taxonomy places the organism in Eukaryota, Metazoa, Arthropoda, Insecta, Diptera, Drosophilidae. The transcript is spliced from 3 exons. The record is from RefSeq and is a predicted model, not a curated record. Bases 102 to 707 code for a protein of 201 amino acids.